AUGAGGUAUCGUGGGAAUUACGGCAUAAAAGAUCUCCGCCGGGAUUUGGACGGUGGCUUGGGCUGGGCGCAUACUACCGAAAGUAUACCCACAGUGCGAGAAGCCAAGAUCAAAGGCUCCUUCCGGCACACAUCGAGUCAGGACAAGACUGACCCCAAGAAGGUCGUUACGACAUCGUUUUUCAAGUCGAGGGGCGGGAAACUGGCGACAUGCCAUGCACACGGCGAUGGCACCUGGAGCAUUGCCUUUACUAGUCUAGGACAGGAAGAGCUAGGAAAACAUAAUGUUGCUGCUGUUGGCGUCGAGCUGGACGUCAACGUGCGGGUGGAAAUCAAAGAGGACGGUCUGUACCACCACGGCGAGAUGAAGAACAAGCCGUCGGCGUGCCGUGGUCAUGUUUCGCUCAACAACGACGAGGCACACCGGAUACAUCAAGCCAGCGAUGAGAAGGAAACAGAGUCGACCAUUUCGGGUGCAAAAGUAAUAGCAGUGUCAAGUCCGAGCGAAAAGAGUGGUAGUUACGAACGGAACCAUACUCGUGCCGAUAUAAAAGCAAGGCCAACAUCCCAUUAUUACCGAGGACGUCCCCAGCUGAGUGAGGAACAGCAACAUCUAGCCUCGGAAUUGGCAAACGAGGGCCUGACAAAAAAAGAUGAGAGGCUAAUAUUCCAAAGACUGAAAACUUUGCCAUGGGAAGAACAGGAACGAAUACUACAACACUCCAAGGUACUCAAGUCCAAGUCAUAG
Messenger RNA from Pestalotiopsis fici W106-1, 747 nucleotides. RefSeq lists its product as uncharacterized. Bases 1 to 747 code for a protein of 248 amino acids. The record is from RefSeq and is a predicted model, not a curated record. The transcript is spliced from 3 exons. NCBI's taxonomy places the organism in Eukaryota, Fungi, Ascomycota, Sordariomycetes, Amphisphaeriales, Sporocadaceae.